This is a messenger RNA of Sarcophilus harrisii (Tasmanian devil), 1188 nucleotides long. It is a transcript of the gene LRRC25, whose product is annotated as leucine rich repeat containing 25. Bases 161 to 874 code for a protein of 237 amino acids. The transcript is spliced from 3 exons. NCBI's taxonomy places the organism in Eukaryota, Metazoa, Chordata, Mammalia, Dasyuromorphia, Dasyuridae. The record is from RefSeq and is a predicted model, not a curated record.
CUUGGCGUCUUCAUCCUUUCAGGCUUACAAACAACAGGGCAUCUGCCUGUUCCUCUUCUCUCCCAGCACAGAACCUCAUUGGGUUGCUGAGAGAGUCCAGGGAGGCACUGGGUCUCAGGGAGCCAUUCUUGACUCUGGAUUUGCUAUCCAGGCCGCAGGGAUGCAGGCUGCUGGGACCUGGCCGCCCCUUCUGUUGCUGCUUCUGCUCCUGCUGCUGCCUAGCUCCGAGGGCCAGGACUCGGCUCGGAACUGCAGCCUGCCCUUGGGCCCCAAGAACUGCAGCUGUCAGUCUACCUGGGAGCUCCAAAGCUGCUCGGACGAGCUAACCUGCAUCGACCACUCCGGCAACAACGUCAACGUAACCUCUUACUACCAGCGACAUUGCGAACCGCGCGGCGAGCCGCCCGUGGGGAUCAUCGUGGGCGUCACCAUGGGGCUGGCGCUGCUGCUGCUAGCCGGGGGCGCCGUGGGGACGGUCCUGAGGAUCCGCAGGAAACGGGGGUCGGCGGCCCCCGAACCCUGUCCGUGGAAGCCUUCGGAGAGCAGCGCGAGCUCGGCCUCAGUCUUGCAACCUCGUUAUAGCAGCCGGAGCCUCACUACCCCCUCUGCUAGUCCAGACCCAACUAGCCCUGCAGCUCUGCUCUAUGAGAACUUGUUUCUGGACUCCCAGCCCCGCAGCCAGAAUUCGGACCCCAGUCACAGUCGAGGGGCUUCCCCAGAGCCUGAGGACCUCUAUAUGAACUACGAGGGCAGCUCCAGGUCUGAGCAACCCAUCUAUGGCAAUGUGGAUAAUGUGACCUGCAUCCCAGACCGACAAAUGGCCCCUCAGCCUGGGGCCGAGGAUGAAGAUGACUAUGUGGUGCCGGGAUGCUGAAUUCAUCAGACUGGCAAACCUGGACCUGAAGACCCAGGACCAGCACCUUUAUCUCACCAGACUUUAUGCAAUUGAGCCAGCCAGUUGGUUAUGCCCAAGACUCCAGGCAGGCAGGAACUGAAGAGAGUUUGGGCAGCUCCGAAAAUGUAAUAAAGCAAUUCGCUAUAGGCUGAAACGUCUCUGCCCUUCCCCACCCCAUCUUCCUUCCUUAUUUCUCCAGGGUCCAAUUCUGACCACCAGAGCUGCUCUCUGUCCCUUUCCUACAACAGAGUAGAGCUAACCAAACCGGAAGUUACCCCUCCCCCUUUGCUGGG